Rotaria sp. Silwood2 is the source of this 1566-nucleotide messenger RNA. The record is from the annotation of a GenBank genome assembly. NCBI's taxonomy places the organism in Eukaryota, Metazoa, Rotifera, Eurotatoria, Philodinida, Philodinidae.
AUGUCAAUAAGAGAAUUAAAGGCUUUAGAAGAAAAUCAAAACGGAUUGAUUCCAGUAAAUGCAUUUUUUUCGACUAGUAAAUCAUCCUCAGUUGCUACUCGAUUUGCUUCUGGUGGCACUCAAGAUAAUCCAACAGUUAUUUUUACGAUUUUUAUAGAUUAUCAUGUUCAUGAUCAACCGUUUGCUCUUAUCGAAAGUUCGAGUAAUUUUGCCCAUGAAGAAGAAAUAUUGUUUUCAAUAGGUACGAUAUUUAGAAUUGAAAAUGUUGAACUAAUGAAUGAUACUAUUUGGUCUAUUGAGUUAAAAUUAUAUAAUAGGGACAAUUUAGAACUAAAGCAACUUAUCAAUAGUUUUGAGGAAGAUAUAGGUAAAACAUCAACACUUUUCGAUCUUGGUACAAUAUUCUCCCACAUGGGAGAUAACGAUAAAGCAGAAACAUACAAUCGAAUUUUGCUUGAACAAUUGCCACCGAAUAAUAGUUCUAUGUCAAUAGUUUACACCAAUAUUGGUGAUACUUAUUUAAAUAGAGGUAGCUAUCAGAAAGCAUCAGAAUAUUAUGAACAAGCUCGAUCGAUAGCGUUGAAUCUCGAACGAGAUUUUCAUAUGUGCCUUGCUUACGUAUACGAUUCGAUCGGUUUGUUAAAUGAUAGAAUUGGAAAGUAUGAAGAAGCAAUAGAAAAUUUUAAAAAAGCGUGUGAUAUUAAAUUAAAAUCUAUACCAGAGAAUGCUCUUUUUAUGGUAUCAACAUAUAACAAUAUUGCAAUGGUAUACAGACAUAAACUAGACUAUGAAUUUUCACUAGAAUACUACAAUAAAGUACUUGGUAUUGAACUCGAAUCAUUACCAGAAUUACAUCCCAAUAUUGCUGCAACUUACAAUAAUAUUGCAUUACUGCAAAAUCAAUUGAGCCAUUAUGACGAAGCAUUAAAUAACUAUACAAAAGCAUUAAGCAUUGAACAAAAAUCAUUACCAUCGAAUCAUUAUAAAAUUGGAACCACCUAUAACAAUAUAGCAUUACUUUAUACGAAUACUAAUGAUCAAAUAAAAGCUUUAGAUUAUUAUGAAAAAGCAUUGACUAUGUUUUGUAAUACUUUAGAACAUGAUCAUUCAACUAUUGGAUCGAUUUAUGAUAAUAUGGGAGACGUGCAUUAUAAACUUGAAAGUAAUGAUAGAGCUAUGGAUUAUUUCCAAAAAGCACUUGAUAUACGAUUAAAAUCAUUUCCAAAUGAUCAUAUCGAUCGUACAGCUACAUUAAAUAGUAUAGGUGUGAUUUAUUUAAUUCAAGAAAAUUUUACUGAUGCACUUAAACAUUGUGAACAAGUACUUGAAAUACAACUGAAAUCAUUUCCAGAUACUCAUCCGGAUUUAGCUGCAAUGUAUUUUAAUCUUGGUAGAAUUAAUUCAAAACUAAAUCAACACAAUAAAGCAUUACAAAAUUUUCAAGCAUCUCAAACAAUCAUGAUCAAAAUCUUUAAAGAAGAUAAUCAUGAUCUUGAAUUAUUAUAUUUUAAUAUUGGUAAUACUUAUCUCUUACUCGAAAAUCAUCAAAAAUCAAUUGAUAAUUAA